AUGCAGCAGCCACGACCAUUAUCACAGCCUCCACAAGAUCAAGUACCAGUGCUACCCAAACUACUUAAUACUUUGUCAAUGGCAGCGCCCACUUCACAACAACCACAAACAGAACCAUUGUCACGAUUAGCAAAAAGAGGUAGGCCUAGAAAGGAACCUAUCACUCCAAUUCAGCGUCCAGGUGGUCAAAAUACACAUGCAAGUAGUUUGCCAAAGACGCCAACACAGCCAGCGACAUCAUCAACGAAUCAAGCGGCAGGUCCACCACCAUCUCCAUCACAAAGAGCAUCCCCGUUACAGCAAGCAUCCUCAUUGCAAUCACCCAUAUCUAGCGCCAUUCAGCAGGAAUUGCAACUUCAACUCGCUAGACAUUUACAGCAACAACACCCCUCUAUACAGGCCAAAAAGACACAAAAGCAGCCUGAACAGGCAAGAGACAACGACAAGCUGGUAGCUCUCUUGGCUGAACUCAACAGAAAGUACAAGACCAUCAAGCCAUCUUGCUCCACUUCACCACCACCCUUAUCACCCAAUAUGAAUUCUGAAAUUGUUCUGCAAGUCAGUAAAUCUUCUCCCUCGAUAUCUAAUAUACCCUCCAAAGCAAUUGCACCAGCGAAAGCCGUUGCGACUACAGCAGCAGCAGCAGCAACAAUUGCCUCCUCCCCAAUCUCUAUCAGCAGUGGGUUCUCUACUCCUAAUACCAACUCAUCAUUUGCCAGAAGUGCAGCAUCAAGCCCCGCUCGUAGAGAACUCAUGCCAGUAGAUAAUGCUAAGAGCGCUUUCAAGCCUGCAUCUCCUGUUGCCAAACCACCAUCAACUUCGAUAGCAUCUGCGACUCCCCAAUCGACCUUCUCACUAGUUGCCUCCUCACCUAAAGCAGCCGCUGCUAGCACCGCCCCUUCCAAUGCCCCUACCACUAACACCACCAAUGCCAGCACAUCCACCGUAGCGGCCCCUUCAAUUUCUGCGUCCAGUUGGUCCGAAACCCCCUCCUCCUCUUCUGCUGCUGCUGGUAAAAAGCGUCGAGCGUUACCCUGGUUUGCAAUGUCGCCAUUCUUACGCACAAAGCAAGAGCUUGAAGUGCCUGAAAAAAAGUAUGCUAAAAGAGAAGGUUACAGCUCGCAACGCAAGUCGUAUCCAGUUGUGGAGCCCAUAGAAGGAUACGAUGCUGCUAUCGCAUGCAUGGUCAAUAAGAAGAAGAACAAAAAGAACAGCCCGUCUGAUGUAUGGAGUGUAUCAUUGUCUUCAGAGGAUGAGGAUGAGAACUCUGAUUAG
Molecule: messenger RNA, 1275 nt
Organism: Mucor velutinosus
Lineage: Eukaryota; Fungi; Mucoromycota; Mucoromycetes; Mucorales; Mucoraceae
Gene: PUT2
Product: 1-pyrroline-5-carboxylate dehydrogenase
Exons: 2
Coding region: 1-1275 (424 amino acids)
Source: RefSeq, a predicted model, not a curated record